Messenger RNA from Xyrauchen texanus (razorback sucker), 1525 nucleotides. It is a transcript of the gene med9, whose product is annotated as mediator complex subunit 9. Gene Ontology annotation, cellular component: mediator complex. The record is from RefSeq and is a predicted model, not a curated record. Lineage: Eukaryota; Metazoa; Chordata; Actinopteri; Cypriniformes; Catostomidae. Gene Ontology annotation, biological process: regulation of transcription by RNA polymerase II. The coding region runs from base 6 to 329 and encodes 107 amino acids. Gene Ontology annotation, molecular function: transcription coregulator activity. The transcript is spliced from 2 exons.
CAUUGAUGACGUCGCCAUUCCUCCAGGCAAACAUGGCGACUACUGGACCGGCGGUAGAGGAGGCUGAAGAUAAUUCUUUUUUACCCAUUAUUCAUGAGAUUAUCAAAUGUAUGGACAAAGACAGUCCGGACGUGCAUCAGGAGCUGAACAAACUGAAAAGCAAGAUCCAAGAGACUCGGGAGCAGAUCUCAGCUAUGCCGGGCAUCGACAUGAGUCCUGCGGUACAAGAGAAUAAACUCCGCACUCUGAGAGAACAAGUCCGGACCAAGAAUCAGCUUCUGCAGAAAUAUAAGAGUCUGUGUAUGUUUGACAUUCCCAAACCAUCUUGAGACUUUUUUGCAAAGAAGGAAGAAACAACGAAUGUACACACGGACAGAUGUUUACAUGGUUGCCCUGAGGUCAGGUGUUACUAUCCCAGCGGUAGACAUAUUCACGCUUGUGUUGUACUAUUUGUUUUUGCUAAAUAUAUUUUUAUAUAUGUGUUCAUGUUUGUAUUUUCCCUCUUGGAUAUAGCUUUUGACACAUUUUAUAUGAGUUGGUGAAUGAUUGGUGGAUACACUUCAGCUUAGUCCGCCAUGUAGGCCUACAUGGCGUUUUAUUAAAGUUGUUGUAUAGAAAGUAUUUCAUUUCUUUCAAGGUUUGGCAUAAACACCGAAAAAUGAAACAUAAUGGGUCAUUGACACAAAAAAAAUAAAAAUAAUUUUUGCAACAUGUUGAAUUUAGUUACUUAAAAUUAGCCAAUGUAACACAAUUCUGGAUUUUUUUUUUUUGGUCACAACUUUAUUGUUUGCAAUUAAUUUAAAUUCGUCAAAUGGAAGUUAAUUUAAUCCAUUUUCGUUGGCCAUAACAGAUGUAAAUGUGAUGUCAGGUUCCCUGCAUGCACCACGGCAUGAGUAAAAUCGGAAAAUUAUUGUCUUAAUAUUUGCUUUUUGUUGCAGUAUUUGCACUCUUGUUGUGUUUGUUAUCCCUUUGGGUUUUGUGUCAUGGGAGUGCAUCUAUUUUCAAAAUAUUUUUGUUGAGUGAAAAAAUAACAAAUUUAGUUUUUACACGACUUGAUCAAAUUCAGUCAAAUAAAUUUAGUUUUUGAUGAAACAAAUUUUAUUUAAUUGCGUAAAGACAUAAUUGUGUAAAUGUCCCUUAAUUUUAUUAAGUUUAAUGAAUGUAUUUAUUUUUUGGGGUGCAAAUGAGGCUGUCCAAGUUUAAAGGGCCUAAAGGUGUAAAGAGAGAAGCUCUUUGUUUGUUUUUGUCACAUUACAACAAAAUGGCUACAUGUUGGUUACACCACAUGUCUUUGAUUUGGUGGGCCACAUUUUUUCAAAUAUGAAUCUUUGUGUUUAUUGCUUAUUUUAAUAUAUACGAAUAUCUUAAAGUAAGAUUUAAAAUAUAAGAUUUGUAGAAUUUCAGAUUUUAAUGAGACUUUGAAAUUUCUUUACUGUCUCCGGAUGGUUACGCCACAUUAAAAAAGAAUUAAGCCUCAGAAAAUUAUCAAAAUGACUUUAAAUUCAUACAUAGAAUGUGCAUUCUA